AAUGUCCAGUCUAAAGUAGCAAUGUUUGCAUUGUUGGAGGUAGAUAAACAUCUUAAUGCCUAGUGCUGAUGCGAAACUGUGUGCGUAUUGUAUCACUAAGUCAGGAUAAGGAAAGAAAGACGCAGUUAUGUUAAAAUAGGUAGAGUCGCUGAAACUCAUUUUGAAAGUAUUUAUACAUCAAACCUUGUGCUAGGUGCGUCCAGGUUAUUCAUUCUGGAUUAUGUGAGUUAUUACUUGCAAUGUGCAUUUAAUGUGCGAUUAAAUUAUAUUCUUCGUUCAAAAAACGACAAUACGAAUUCAAUCUAAACGUUUUGGAAAUUUGAAGGAUUUGAUGUUUUCAUCGAUCUGGUAUUUGUAUGUGUUGUCAUGGAUGAGAAUAAAACUCAUUCUUCGAUGGAUAAAUUUAGAAUAGUUAGAGGAUAUUAAAGGACUUCUUGCUAUUACGGACAAUAUGCAGAAAAGAACACAUUAUACUGAUACUAGUAUGCGAUUGUGAGCAUAUGUUCUUGAUGUAUUGAUGGAAAGCAAGCGAUUUCAUUAGGUCCAAUACGCGCCGCGACGAAUUUGGAUAUAAUGGAUAAAAAGUGUGGUAAAUCAGCAUGAAACACUGACGAGAAAGUGAAAGAAAAGAUGAGACACAGACAAUGCCAACACUCACAAUGAUACUGCGGUUGUAAGGCAAACAUGAAAACAUGCGUCGUGUUGACUAUAGUUGGAACUGUCUUGGUUGUCAUGGCAAACCUGGGGAUUACUGUGAUACCUCCUGCACAUCACCGGAAGACCGUAUAUCAACACAUACAAUACUGGAAUAGACUGCGCAAGUUCGCCUCCUUGAUAAAGACGUACAACCUGUCCCAUCACUUCGAGAGACCCGGCAUCACAGUGUUCGUACCCGUGUCCUCCUCCAACGAUGUAUUCCUUACCGAGGCCGCCUGGUUUGGUUACAACACCAGUGAUCGUGCAACCGUGGAAAGCAUACUUCUAUAUCACAUAGCGGACUCGGUAACGAGUGUAGCUGAUAUGUCCUCACGGAAAUCCGCGAUGACUCCUCUCGAAGGACAGAGGCGGUGGUAUUUCGGAAGUUACAACUACGGAGACUCGAUAGUACACACCGUCAACGGAGCCUGGAUUCUGACCGCAGACAUUCUGGCUAGCAAUGGAAUAGUUCACCUAGUUGACAGGUUCCUGAUACCAAUACAGUCCAACAAGACGGUCGCAGAUUACCUGGAACAUCCGGACAUACAGAGGUUUUCAUUCCAAUCAAUAAGGUUGGCAUCUAUCAUCGACCUGCAACUAAAGUCUGCAACGAACUCUUCAACGAAUCGCUUCACCGUGUUUGCUCCUAAUGACUCCAACAUAAACAUAAUGUCGGACUUUGGCAAGGAUAUUUUGUUUAAUGAUACGGCUUUGCUGAAAUCGGUAUUUUGGGCCCACACGAUCGAGGACGAAACGGUGUAUAUCCCCAGGAUGGGAACCAUUCCCAACUACCCAGCAAAGGCGGGCAUACUGAAGUUUUACCGCGUUGGAUCCGAUGUGUACGUGUCGAACAAUAAGGUUCGAGCUCGUGUUGUGCAGCCGAACAUCCCGGUACAAAACGGGGUCAUCCACGUUAUCGACGAUCUGCUUUUCUUUGUGUACAGAAACUUGCGGCAGACGAUCGAGCAUCAGCAAAAGAUAAGUUUUAUACAAGGCAAUCUUCACGGUCUAGACGCGGAAAUCGUGACCGAACUCACGGAUAAAACACGCAAAAUGACGUUGUUCCUUCCAACAGACGACGCCUUUGCAAAGCUGCCCCAACAUAAACAACAUUCAAUAGACAAUAAUGGAACUCACGUUUCUCGGUUAUUCCAGGACCACCUUAUUAUGUAUGCAGAGCGGGCCAUCGAUUCUUUCCAAGACGGGGAAACAUUCUCGACCGCAGACGGCGCAAUAUUGACCGUGAAGAAGAUUCAAAAUGUCGUAUACGUGGAAGGCGGUGGUGUCCGUGCCAAGGUGACCACUCCGGAUAUCGGCUGCACCAACGGCGUCAUACAUCUCGUCAACAGUGUUCUCUUCCAGCGUGACUUCACCAUCUGGGACGCAAUCAUAGGCAUCAACCAGCUGAGCAAAAUGAAGCAAUUGAUUAGCAAGAACCAGGACCUAAUGGCGACAUUGAGCGCUACAAGAAAUGGACCCAUGACGGUGUUCCUGAUUAGCGACGCUGCCUUGAACAAAAUCCCUAGCGACACGUUCGAACAAUUUACGUCCAACUACAAUUUGAUACUCGACGCGCUGCAUGGAUCGAUUGCACCCGGGGUUAUCCUGAGCUCCACCCAAAUAACGGGCGAGAUGGAGGUACCUACGUUAGCGGGCAAAACUAUCACACUGCAUCCAACCGAGACAGGUUUGUUCAUAAUCGGAAGUCGGAUUCGAGCUGAUGUAGUUAUCGAGGACAUCUGGUGUUCUAAUGGCGUCUUACAUAUCACAGAUAACCUUCUGCACCUUCCGACCAGGAACAUUGUGAACGAAAUGGCGGUGCAACCCGGACUUGGGGUUAUGGCGGGAAUUAUCGAUGUCAUUCCGUCUCUGAAACAAAUCCUUCAGGACACGAGUAAAACGUUCACCAUGUUCGUUCCCAGUGACGACGCGUUCACACUGCUACCCACCCAUCGGGCUCAGAAGCUGCAAGACCCCAUCUUACUGCAACAUAUCGUUCGCUCACAUGUUAUUUUAGGCUCUUCAUAUUUCCUGGAGCAGUUACGUGAUUACUCGAAAUUUUCAUCUCUGACAGGCGAUCCGCUCUUUGUUCUACGUGAACAAGAGAAAGUUUUCGCGGUCAGUUGCAAUGUCCGUGGGAGCGUCAUCAGGUCCGACAUCCGCUGCAGUAACGGGAUCAUCCACGUGUUGGACACGCUGUUACAGUUUCCCUUCUGGACCGUCGCCGAAACCAUUGAGAAAACCAACAACCUCUUGCCCUUUCACGACAUGAUAAUGAACGUGGAUGACCUCUACACGUGGUCCAACUCGCACGACACGAAUCUCACUCUGCUGGUUCCCAGUGCCAAGUUUAUAGCAAGCCUCUCAAACUUCCACCGAAGUUACAUAAGCGCGGAGCCAGACAUGGAUAGAAAGUUAUUCAACAGCCACGCACUGCCAUCUAUCACGUUAAAUCAAGCGAACAUGGACGCUAUGUUCACUGGCAGCCGAGUGUUCUACACAGAGAAUCGCUACAAUACGACCUUCACCUUUGUUAAUGUGGACCCUACCAAUAGAACGGAAAUUACUUCGGUUGAUAUCGGUUACACGAAUCUCAGACGGUCUUUCGACCUGGUGCGUGACGGCAUCGCGUGUAGUAACGGCAUUAUCUACGUCAUCGACGGCUUCCUGAACUUCCCGCUGCAUGACGCUCAUUUUGAGUUGACGCAUCAACCAGAUAUUAGUCUUGGAAGCGAUCAGCUGCUGAAGCUCAUUACGAGCGACACAGGUAUCGAUCUGACGUCAUUGAAGACCAUGUACACGGUGUUCGUGCCCUCGGACUCCUCGCUUGACCCCCAGCAUCUCAGUAGGCUGGACCUGGAGUACAUAAACACCAACCUCACUAAGGAGGCGAAGAUGGCGAUCGUUCGCCGCCAUAUCGUCCCCAACCAAAAGGUGGAUUACGACACCAUCAUCGACGGCUCCUUCAGCGCUUACGCAGGUAGCAGAAAUAUCACAGUGGUAGCUAGAACUGACGGGUUUUAUCUCCGUUGGGAGGACAUCGAAGCCAAGAUCGUCAAACCAAACAUUUUAGCCAUUAACGCAAUAAUACACGUGGUGGAUCGGUUCCUCAUGACGUCACCGUACCAGACCACCACACUUCCGCCACCGACAUCGACGACAACUCAAAAACCUGUAUCAUCCGGUCAUACUAUCCACAGCUCAGUUCACGCCCAUUAUGCCCCAUUAAAUAUUUAUUUCGCGUAUUUCAUUUGUCUCGUGUGUUCACAAGUUGUCAAGUGUUUACAAGUCAGUAGAUGAUGCAGGUGAAAUACUUUAUUAAUUGUUUCUUUUUUUCCUUGAAAUACGUUGUGUUAUAUUUUGUUUUGUUGAUGCAUACUUGAUUAUGUAUUAUACUUUAAUUUGUUCACGGUCCCUUUAUUUCAAGAAACGAUUGAUUGUUUAUUUUUGUUUGCUUGUUUAUUUUUGCUUCCUGAACAAGUGUUAAUAUUGUGUUGCGAUCAAACAAUCGUCUUCCAUUCCCUCGAAUUGUUCAGAUUGUGUUUUAAUACUUAUAUUGUUUGAAAUAAACAUGUGUUCAAUUAUUUACCUAUGAGUAAUGUAUUAGCAGCAUGAAACAUGUAUUGUUUUAAAAGUAUUUUGUGAUUAUGACAUGUUUGACUGUUUGAACGAUUUUAGUUAUAAAUAUUAAUACUAAUAAACGAUUUCCGGAUG
Dreissena polymorpha is the source of this 4410-nucleotide messenger RNA. RefSeq lists its product as uncharacterized. The transcript has 23 exons. NCBI's taxonomy places the organism in Eukaryota, Metazoa, Mollusca, Bivalvia, Myida, Dreissenidae. Bases 685 to 3996 code for a protein of 1103 amino acids. The record is from RefSeq and is a predicted model, not a curated record.